Closterium sp. NIES-65 is the source of this 2952-nucleotide messenger RNA. NCBI's taxonomy places the organism in Eukaryota, Viridiplantae, Streptophyta, Zygnematophyceae, Desmidiales, Closteriaceae. The record is from the annotation of a GenBank genome assembly.
AUGGGGAGAACUCGCGCGCACGCGGUGUCGGUGGCAGAGGGGCAGACGGCGGAAGGCUCGGCGCGCGGUGAGGGGGAGUUUGAGGCGGUGAUCGGCAUCGAAACGCACGUGCAGCUGAACACGGCGACCAAGGUGCGUGGCGCGUCGGGCAAGGCGCAGCGGAUCAGUGGGGCGCGCUUCCGGGGAUUGCAACACUCGCCACUCAGUCCCGCCCACUCUCCCGCCCCUCGAUCCGCCGCCCGCUGGCAGGCGUUCUGCAGGUGCGCGGCGCAGUACGGCGCGGCGCCCAACGAGCACGUGUGCCCCACGUGCAUGGGGCAGCCUGGCGCGCUGCCCGUGCUGAACGCGCGCGUGGUGGACGCGGCUGUGCGGCUGGCGCUGACGCUGCAGUGCCGCGUGGCGCUGACGAGCAAGUUCGACCGCAAGCAGUACUUCUACCCCGACCUGCCCAAGGGCUACCAGGUGAAGGGCUACCAGGUGAAGGGGCUAUCAGGUGCCGCUCUGCCUCCCCAAGAGCCCCAUGCUAGGCGGGCGGGCAUGUCGAGACAUUUCCCUCUCCAUUCCCAUGCCAUGCCGGUUAUCCUCCCCUCCCCCCUCCAUUCUCAAUGCCUCAAACCAUUCCCCCUGCCACCCUCUCCCCCCGUGCUGCGGCAGAUAUCGCAGUUUGACGAGCCCCUGGCAGCGCAUGGCCAUGUGGACGUGGACAUGCCCCUCGAGGCGGGUGGCGGGCGGCGGCGCUUUGGAGUCACGCGCGCCCAUCUGGAGGAAGAUGCCGGGAAGUCGCUGCAUGGGGGGGAUGGCAGCCAGCCCAUGCUUGCUGUCGCUGCCAGUGUGGCUUGCACGUUUUUACCUGUAUCUCUGCCCAUGCCAUCUCUGCCCGUGCCCUCUCUGCCCGUGCCAUCUCUGCCCGUGCCAUCUCUGCACGUGCCAUCUCUGCCCGUGCCAUCUCUGGCCGUGCCAUCUCUGCCCAUGCCAUCUCUGCCCGUGCCCUCUCUGCCCGUGCCAUCUCUGCCCGUGCCAUCUCUGCCCGUGCCAUCUCUGCCCAUGCCAUCUCUGCCCGUGCCAUCUCUGCCCGUGCCAUCUCUGCCCGUGCCAUCUCUGCCCAUGCCAUCUCUGCCCGUGCCCUCUCUGCCCGUGCCAUCUCUGCCCGUGCCAUCUCUGCCCGUGCCAUCUCUGCCCGUGCCAUCUCUGGCCGUGCCAUCUCUGCCCAUGCCAUCUCUGCCCAUGCCAUCUCUGCCCGUGCCCUCUCUGCCCGUGCCAUCUCUGCCCGUGCCAUCUCUGCCCGUGCCAUCUCUGCCCGUGCCAUCUCUGCCCGUGCCAUCUCUGCCCGUGCCAUCUCUGCCCGUGCCCUCUCUGCCCGUGCCAUCUCUGCCCGUACCAUCUCUGCCCGUGCCCUCUCUGCCGCCCGUGCCAUCUCUGCCCGUGCCGUGCCCUCUCUACCCGUGCCCUCUCUGCCCGUGCCCUCUCUGCCCGUGCCCUCUCUACCCGUGCCCUCUCUGCCCGUGCCAUCUCUACCCGUGCCAUCUUUCAUCUCAGGUGGAUCUGAACCGGGCAGGGGUGGCACUGGUGGAGGUGGUAUCUGAGCCCGACAUGCGCUCGGGGGCAGAGGCAGCUGAAUACGCCGCCGAGCUGCAGAGACUGGUGCGGUACGUGGGAGUGGGCAACGGCAACAUGGCAGAGGGUUCCAUGCGCUGCGAUGUCAACGUCUCCGUGCGGCCCCGUGGUCAAACCACCCUUGGCACCAAGGUGAGUGAAAGGUCCCUCCGCACCAAGAAGAGAGGUUCGGCACAAGGGGGAGAGGUUCGGCCUCAAGGAGAGAGGCUCGGUAACAAGGUGGAGAUCAAGAACAUGAACUCUUUCAAGGAGAUGCAGCGCGCCAUUGACUUUGAGAUCACGCGGCAGUCACAGCUGCUCCGGGACGGCAAGGCGCAGCACAUCGUGCAAGAGACGAGGCUGUGGGAUGAGGGCAGGCAGGAAACAGCAGCAAUGAGGUCCAAGGAGGGUCUGGCGGACUAUCGUUACUUCCCCGACCCGGACCUGCCCGCGCUGCACCUGGAAGAGGCCUUCCUGCACCAGCUGCAGGCGGGCCUGCCGGAACUGCCGGAGCAGCGGCGGCGGCGCUACGAGGCGCUGGGGCUGUCCAUGCAGGACGUGCUCGUGCUUGUGGACGACAGGGAGUUCUCGGACUAUUUUGACGGAGUGCUGGCAGAGGGGACGGACCCGAAGGCGGCGGCCAACUGGCUGAUGGGCGACGUGACGGCGCUGCUCAAGACGCACCGCUGCUCCGUGCUGGCCAUGGCCGCCCGCAUGCCGCCCGCCAGCCUGGCGGAGCUCAUCGCGCUCAUUCAGGACGGCACCAUCAGCGGCAAGAUCGGAAAAGAGGUGCGUGGCAUGCAGUGGGUGGCAAGGAGGUGCGUGGCAUGCAGUGGGUGGCAAGGAGGUGCGUGGUAUGCAGUGGGUGGCAAGGAGGACGGCGCCAUCAGCGGCAAGAUCGGCAAGGAGGUGCGACUUUUUAUGCGCCUCUUGGCAUGCAGUGGUUGGCAGGGAGGGUGCGUGGCACUAUUGAGAAUUCUCAAAAGUGAUUUCAAUAGUGCGUUGGUUGGCAAGGAGGUGCGUGGCACACGUGCGUUGGUUGGCAAGGAGGUGCGUGGCACACGUGCGUUGGUUGGCAAGGAGGUGCGCGGCACACGUGCGUUGGUUGGCAAGGAGGUGCGUGGCACACGUGCGUUGGUUGGCAAGGAGGUGCGUGGCACACGUGCGUUGGUUGGCAAGGAGGUGCGUGGCACACGUGCGUUGGUUGGCAAGGAGGUGCGUGGCACACGUGCGUUGGUUGGCAAGGAGGUGCGUGGCACACGUGCGUUGGUUGGCAAGGAGGCGACCUUCCCUACUGCUGCCCUUCUUCAUGAGCACAGAGCAGUGAUAGUGUGCCCACGUGGUCACAUCCUAGAGUGA